Puccinia graminis f. sp. tritici CRL 75-36-700-3 is the source of this 177-nucleotide messenger RNA. RefSeq lists its product as uncharacterized. The record is from RefSeq and is a predicted model, not a curated record. Bases 1 to 177 code for a protein of 58 amino acids. Lineage: Eukaryota; Fungi; Basidiomycota; Pucciniomycetes; Pucciniales; Pucciniaceae. The transcript is spliced from 2 exons.
AUGGCUCGCACCCGCAACCAGUCUUGCACCUCAUCGCCGAUGUACGACCCGCAAGGAGACAAAGGGAGCCGAGGGGGAAGCGAUGGCUGCACCCAGCCACCUUCUGCAAGCAAUCCCCAGCCCCCAUACGCGAGCGAUCAAGUGCGGACCAAUCAUGAGGGGCCAGCAAUUUGCUGA